Messenger RNA from Exophiala mesophila, 2213 nucleotides. RefSeq lists its product as uncharacterized. Gene Ontology annotation, molecular function: RNA binding. The record is from RefSeq and is a predicted model, not a curated record. Bases 1 to 1134 code for a protein of 377 amino acids. Gene Ontology annotation, biological process: exonucleolytic trimming to generate mature 3'-end of 5.8S rRNA from tricistronic rRNA transcript (SSU-rRNA, 5.8S rRNA, LSU-rRNA); CUT catabolic process; TRAMP-dependent tRNA surveillance pathway. NCBI's taxonomy places the organism in Eukaryota, Fungi, Ascomycota, Eurotiomycetes, Chaetothyriales, Herpotrichiellaceae. Gene Ontology annotation, cellular component: cytoplasmic exosome (RNase complex); nuclear exosome (RNase complex). The transcript has 2 exons.
AUGACCCUUUCCAACCAUCUUCAACAGCGAACCUGCAACACUGUCACGGACCGCAACACCUCUGCUUCUGAUACAAUUAUGGGACUCGCUGUGUUGCCCCCGGAGCCCGAGGACGACCGGGAAGCAGACCACCAUCAUGUCGAUCUAGACAAUGAAAGCGACAGCGACACAUCGAUGCUUGACCACGAUGGCCGACCAUCCAAACGUGCGAGGCUUGACUCCAAUGUCGCCGGACAAAUCGCGUUGCCUGGCGAGAUAAUCACGGAAGAGACACAGUGGAUGAGAGGACACGGCACCUACAUGACCGAAUAUUCGAGCACAAUCACAGCAACAUUGGCCGGGCCUCUGCGAAAGACGAACAAAUUACUCUCCGUGGCACCGCUUCGAGCGAGAUACAACCCCGAGAUCGGUGACUUGGUGGUGGGGAGGAUAGUCGAAGUACAAAAAAACCGUUGGAAGGUCGACGUCGCUGCCCCUCUACUGGCACAAUUACCCCUCUCGUCAAUCAAUCUCCCCGGCGGGGUCCUCAGGCGAAGGACCACUGCAGAUGAACUUCAAAUGCGAAAUUACUUCCAAGAGGGGGAUCUCCUUGUUGCCGAGGUUCAACAAGUCGGAGGGAACGAUGGCACCGCCAGUCUCCAUACGCGCAGUCUCAAAUACGGAAAGCUCCGCAAUGGAACAUUUCUAGCAGUGUCUGGGACCGGCGGUGGAGGUGGUGUGGUGCGCAGCCGCAGACAGGUCUUCACGAUCAACGGUGGCAUCCAAGGUGGAGGCGACGUCGACGUGAUUUUAGGUGUCAAUGGAUACAUCUGGUUGAGCAAACACGUGGAAGGAGACCAAGACACUAAAACUGCUGGUGGGGUCAGUAUAUCGAACCUCGACGAUGUGGUCAGCAGCGUCAUCUACUCAAGCCAAAACGAUGAUAUUAGCGAGGGAACUCGCAGAGAGAUUGCGCGGCUCUCAGAAUGUAUCAAGGUUCUGGCUGAACAUGGAGUUCGUGUCGACGAGGAUACGGUUAGUAAGAGUUACGAGGCUGCAGUGGAUGCAGACAUGGGGACCGCUGCAAAGGACCAGGAUGGCGCCGGAUUUACUAGCGAAGUCCGACGACGAAUUGUUGAUGCUGCUCUCCAUUAGUGAGAAUCGACUGCUUUUAUCUUGGAACGUUGCGGCGUCAAACCUACGGCCACCGGACUCAACAAAUUCGACAAAGCCUACAUGGAGAAAGGAAAUACAUUGGAUUUCAUUCACAUUGUUGGUAUAUGGGCCAUGAGUCGAAAAGAAAAUCGAGCAAAGGGGCAUCUGGUACGGAGUGAUCAGAACCAACCACUUAUUUCCUCGGUGGGGCCCACCAUAGGCUCCUCGUUUUUGACCUUGAAGCUCUUGGUGCGCCCCCAGAAGCUCUUCUUGGGUUUGGAUAGAGGCGCUCUCAAGGUUCCUCUAUGAAGCCACGAGCCACUCGUCGAACUGACUCGAAUCGCACCAGGCAAACCACGACGGACGGGCUUUCCACCGGCAUAUUUCUUUUGCAAGCCUACCUUCAAUGGCUGAGGUGCCAGACCCAAGUCAGUCAUGUUGGUGAAGCUGGGCAUUGGGUACGCAUACCUAGGCGUGGCCGGGUAGGAAGGCACUGUGUAUGAGCUAGCGUGCGCUAGGUUGGAGUUGAACGAGCUCAUUGCACUCGACCCACGGAAGCUGGAGGGGGGGUACUCAGAAUAUUUGGAUCUGGUGGAAGAUCUGUGAAGGGUUGAACCAUAGUUCGACUCGUCUUGUCUACAAGGCAGUGGCUGUUCAGUGCCUGGUGGCAAAUUUGGCUUUCCCGAUCCAUUACUAUGACGAGAAGCAAUGCGAUGAGAUGGUGCUCGAGUGGGAACAGGCGGGGCGGUGUCAGUGGAUCGCCUACUGUAGGUCGCAGAGUCUCUCGCCGUCUGACGCAGUGGGCUCGGAUCGGUAUCUGACGGCCAAUGUGGCAUACUUGGAGAAGUGAAGUGGGAAGACAUGGCUAGAUGAUGUUUCAAUGGAGAAGUGAUAUUGAGCCAGACGUGACGUACUAGAAUGAUUGAACUGGUGUGGAUGUCUUUUCGCAGGACGCAUAAGGAGUAAAGCGAGACAGAGUGGCGAGCCGCUCUUUUCAACAAGACACAUCCAUUAUGCAGAGGAAGGGUUGGUUUGCUCACCAUUGACGCCUGGGAUUGUGCUGCAUGUCUUCUUUGUCG